Molecule: messenger RNA, 792 nt
Organism: Fusarium redolens
Lineage: Eukaryota; Fungi; Ascomycota; Sordariomycetes; Hypocreales; Nectriaceae
Product: Scytalone dehydratase
Exons: 4
Coding region: 115-600 (161 amino acids)
Biological process (GO): melanin metabolic process
Molecular function (GO): scytalone dehydratase activity
Source: RefSeq, a predicted model, not a curated record
GAGAUAAUUCCUCUGAGUUUUCCUAAAACCGAACGACACCAUUACUCCCUGCUUUGAAAUAAUACCCGGCCAUCAUACGCUCUAUAUCUUUCAUUGCCUGAAUAUCUUGACACCAUGGUUACUUCAAGGGUCGAUCCCGCUGAUGCGCUGCAGGUUGCUUCAAUUACCUUUGACUGGGGAGACAGCCUCGACUCAAAGGAUUGGGAUCGCCUGGCCAGCAUCGUCGCCUCGGAACUAAUUGUCGAUUAUACCGUCGUGACGGGUGAAAAGUGGGAUGCCAUGCCAGCCAAAGACUUUGUCGCCAUGGUUUCAGAUCCUGGAUUUGUUGGCGACGCUCUUGUUGACACCCAGCAUUUCAUCGGAGCUUCCAAGUAUGAAGCUCUCUCAGAUGGUCGCAUAGUCGGUACUCACCAGCUCCGAGCGGCCCACCAGCGAUACACAGGGCCCGAUAAGAAGACUGUUGAGGCGAAGGGUCACUGUCAUGCCGUAAUGCAACAUACCUAUGCGAAAGUUGAUGGGGAAUGGAAAUUGGCGGGCUUGAAGCCGACCAUGUACUGGACCGAGCACGACUUUUCUAAGAUCUUCACGGGAGGCCAGUAAAUUGAGCUAUAAGCAAGUGAUGGUUCGAAAUAUAGGGCGAGCAAGUUUCUAAUCAAAAUCGUUCAUGCCCUCGAUAUACAGGAAACCAUGUCCGUUGAUGAUCUUAUCUACUGAGAAAUGUGAAUGCAUUUUAUGAGCCAAGGCCAAAGACAAACCUGCUUCUCAUCUCUUUCAUUUCAUGCUUUAAUCAGG